AAGAAGUGUGCUGACAUCUUAUGUUACCCAUUAACCGACAUUUUCAAUGAAUCCUUUUCCCAAAGUAUUAUUCCGGACUCAUGGAAAAAUAUCAAGGUUGUUCCAGUACCUAAAUCAACAAGUGGACCUACUGUUAAGUUUCGACCGAUUGCUAUUACCUCACCUUUUUUAAAAGUUAUGGAAAGACUUAUUUUACUUAAUCUUGAACCCUCUUUAAAGCCUUUUAAUGACCCCAACCAGUUUGCCUAUAAACAUAGUAGGAGUACCUUAGAUGCCGCUGUUGUUCUACAUCAUAAUAUAGUCUCUAGUUUAGAUAGAGGAGCCAAAUAUGUUCGGUGUGCCUCCCUUGAUUACACAUCUGUAUUUGACUCUGUUCCUAGGUCUCUUGCUAAGUAGAAAACGGGCUUGAGUAUAAACUGCAACUCAGAGAUGUAAUUGGGUAAUUAAAAUAAAAUAAAAUAGAGUAAAUGAGAGAAAUUCUGAUGGAAAGAAAAUCGGG
This is a messenger RNA of Trichobilharzia szidati, 499 nucleotides long. The record is from the annotation of a GenBank genome assembly. NCBI's taxonomy places the organism in Eukaryota, Metazoa, Platyhelminthes, Trematoda, Strigeidida, Schistosomatidae.